Girardinichthys multiradiatus is the source of this 1194-nucleotide messenger RNA. RefSeq names its product transmembrane and ubiquitin-like domain containing 1 (gene tmub1). The transcript is spliced from 3 exons. The record is from RefSeq and is a predicted model, not a curated record. Gene Ontology annotation, molecular function: protein binding. NCBI's taxonomy places the organism in Eukaryota, Metazoa, Chordata, Actinopteri, Cyprinodontiformes, Goodeidae. The coding region runs from base 160 to 942 and encodes 260 amino acids.
AUUCCAGCCACUGAGCAGCAGGGGGCGGUAUGGCGCAUCAACUCCGUCUGAAACGCAGAAGAAGAAAAGACAGCAGUCAGCUUAGAUUAGCCUGUUAGCUUGGAAGCUAACCGCUUUGCUAUGAAAGUUCUUCUGUGAAACGGUGCGUUGCCCUGGGCGAUGGCUCUGAUUGAAGGCGUUGGAGACGAGGUGACGCUGCUCUUCAGCUCUCUGCUGCUGCUGAUGGUGCUUCUGCUCGCCUGGAUCUCCACCCGCACCUCAGAGCCCCCAGAACAGCUGUUCACUUCUUCCACAGUCCCCGCGGCUGCAGAAAGGACCGCCUCCUCCCUGCAGGACACGCCUCUCUCCUCCACCAGCAGCAGCUCAGCAUCCUCGUCAUCAUUGGCCACCAGCUCUGUGAGCGACAGCUCUCCAUCUGAGGCUCUGCCCACCAGUGCCUCCCCCCAUGAGGAGGAGGAGUCUGAGGGAAGAGGCGGGGGGAGGACACAAGGAGAGAGUCAGAGGAACAUGGUGGUCAGACUGAAGUUCCUCAACGACACGGAGAGAACGGCUCAGGUCCAACCGCAGGAUACCAUCGGGUACAUCAAACGAACCUACUUCGCGGGCCAGGAGCAGCAGGUGCGGCUCAUCUAUCAGGGUCAGCUGCUGCAGGAUGACGCACAGACUCUGGCCUCCCUGAACCUGGUCCAUAACUGCGUCCUGCACUGCCAUAUCUCUCAAAAUGCUGCACAGGGGGCGGCGGGGGGCCCACGGCCCGGUGACCAGGUGCAGGUGGCUCUGAAUGUGGGCAGCCUGAUGGUUCCGCUGCUGGUUCUGAUGCUGUCAGUGCUGUGGUACUGUCAGAUCCAGUACCGACAGUUCUUCACUGCCCCUGCCACGGCCUCGCUGGUCGGCAUUACCAUCUUUCUCAGCCUGGUGGCCUUUGGAGUCUAUCGCCGUUAGCUGCUCUCCGAUUGGCCGAGAGACGCUGAUAAUGGUUGAUGUUUGAUUCUGUCGCCAUGGAGAUCUUGAGUGUAACAAGGACAUUAAUUUUUAUUUUUUUAGAUCCUGUUUCUCUGUAAGUUUCUCAUCACUGAGCCUCUUUGCGCGCCUGAGGAAGCUCACCUGUCUGUUUCACAGCUGUUACCUGUCUGUCUGGAGGGGAGAAAGCUUACUUUCAUUUCAGCUUCUGAGGAGAAUAAAUGAUUAAUUUAU